AUGGCUUUGGCACCGUCGCUGUCCCCAACGCUGCUACUAGCCGUGCUCAAAAAGUACCUCACCUUCAUCGGGCCCGGGGUGCUCGUGCUGGUCGCCUACAUGGACCCGGGCAACUACCUGACCCUGGUGCUGCUGGGGGCGAUGUAUCAGUAUAAGUUGUUGUUUAUGAUCGCCAUGCUGAACAUUUUCGCCGUUUUCUUACAGUGUUUGUGUAUCAAGUUGGGUACGGUCACCGGUCUCGACUUGGCGGAGAUGUGCCGGUUGCAUUUGCCCUACUGGGCCAACUUGCCGAUGUACGUGUUUGCCGAGCUUGCCAUCAUCGCUACUGACCUCGCCGAGGUCGUCGGCACUGCUAUCGCCUUAGAAAUCUUGUUUGGCAUCCCGCUUUUGCUCGGGGUGUUGGUGACGGUUUUGGACGUCCUUGUGGUACUUAUGGCCUACCACAAGGACGGGCUGAUGAAACAGACCCGUAUCUUCGAACAGCUUGUGUCAGUAUUGGUGUUGGGUACCUGUGUGUGUUUUGUCGCCGAGUUAUACUACUGUGAUUUCGCUCCCGGCAGUUUCAAAGAGAUUGUGCGGGGCUUCCUCCCCUUAGACCGCCAGAUCUUCGUCGAACGCGACGCGCUUUUCCUCAGUUGCGGCAUUGUUGGGCUGACGGUGAUGCCUCACUCGCUCUACUUGGGCUCCGCGCUCGUCCAGCCCCGUUUGAAGGACUAUGACGUCCAGCACGGCAUUAUUGACGAGGCCGACCUCGCCACCGAAGAUGACGACGACCACCAGCCGGACUCGUUGCCGGUGACCGCGUCCAAGUUCCGCUCGUUCUCCGACGGCACCACCUUGACCAGCAAGUACAAGCCGCUGUUCCGCGCCAUCAACUACUGCCUCAACUACUCGUACACCGAGCUCGUGCUCUCGCUUUUCAUCAUCGCCGUGUUCGUCAACCUGGCAAUCUUGAUCGUCGCCGGGUGCACCCUUUACGGCAAGCCCGACGCCGAGGACGCCGACUUGUUGCUGAUCUACCACAUGUUGCUGUACUACAUCCUGCCUGGGGCGGGGCUCUUAUUUGCCAUCCUGAUGUUGUUUGCCGGCCAGCUGGCGGGGAUUGUGUGCACGAUGCUGGGGCAGAUCAUCUCCGAAGGGUUCAUCAACUGGCUGGUGAAGCCGUGGGUGCGGCGCAUCAUCACCCGCACCUUGGCCAUCAUCCCCGUCGUCAUCGUCAUCGGCACCUUGGGCCGCGAGGGCGUCGCCAAGGUGAUGAACUCGUCCCAGGUGGUGUUGCUGUUCAUCUUGCCCAUCGUGUCGGCCCCGCUCAUCUACUUCACUUGCUCGAAGAAGUACAUGACCGUCAUCGAUACCUCGGCCGCCUCAGACACCCAGCCGCUUCUCCAGCUGUCGCUGGAGGGAGCGAAAAAGUACACCUUCGAAAACGGCACCUUCUUGCGGGUGGGGCUGGUGCUCACCUGGAUCAUCAUCACUUUCUUAAACGGGUACUUGUUGUGGGCGUUUGCCCACGGCGCCCAGAUUUAG
Messenger RNA from Diutina rugosa, 1527 nucleotides. It is a transcript of the gene SMF3, whose product is annotated as putative divalent metal ion transporter. Lineage: Eukaryota; Fungi; Ascomycota; Pichiomycetes; Serinales; Debaryomycetaceae. Gene Ontology annotation, cellular component: plasma membrane. Gene Ontology annotation, molecular function: cadmium ion transmembrane transporter activity; manganese ion transmembrane transporter activity. The coding region runs from base 1 to 1527 and encodes 508 amino acids. The transcript has a single exon. Gene Ontology annotation, biological process: intracellular manganese ion homeostasis; iron ion transport. The record is from RefSeq and is a predicted model, not a curated record.